UGUAUAUCUUCCUCUCCUUAGGGGCGUGGACCUGUGUGCUCUCGCUAACAACUUCGAGUCGGAUGUUUUGGCUUUAGACAUUUAGUAAUUUUUACUAGUUUGUUUACAAACUCGUCUUCUCACUUCUUUAUAUAGAGUUUGUGUUAAUCGUCAGAGUUUUUAGUGAGUUUUGUGUUAGUCGGAAGGCUCUGGCAGUAGUGCAAUAAUCAAAUGGCCUAUCCCGGAUAUGGAUCCCCCUACGGUGGAAUGCCAGGAGGAAUGCCUCAGCAGCAAGAUCCUCUUUAUGGAUAUUUUUCUGCAGUUGCUGGACAGGAUGGACAGAUCUCGGCAGAUGAGCUGCAGCGCUGCCUCACACAGUCCGGCAUGUCUGGCUCGUACCAACCCUUCAGCCUGGAUGCGUGCAAACUGAUGAUCAGCAUGUUGGAUAGGGACAUGUCCGGCACCAUGGGCUUUAAUGAGUUCAAGGAUCUGGUCCAGGCUCUGAACGGCUGGAAGGCAACAUUUGGGUCUUUUGAUCGUGACCACAGUGGGGCGGUAGAGGGACCUGAAAUGCAGCAGGCCAUUCGAUCGAUGGGUUACAAUCUAAGCCCCCAAGCUCUGAACUGCAUCAUGAAGCGCUACAGCAUUCACGGCAAAAUCCCGUUUGAUGAAUUUGUGAGCUGCUGCGUGAGACUCCGCGCCCUCACAGAUCAAUUCCAAAGGAGGGACACGAGCCGGAAUGGAAACGCUGUGUUUCAGUACGACGAUUUUAUUCUGGUCACCAUGAGCAUAUGAAGAGGACGAGACUUCCUGCAAACCUGCCAAAACGUCUCUUUAACUGGAUUUACUUUUAAUUUUUAUAUAACAAGCUCGGUCUAAACGAGACACUACACUCCACUAGAACCUUUAGUUCACAGUUUGACUCAUUUUAACAAACUAACCAGCAUGUCUAAGAACCAUAGCCUUUUAAUAUCCAUGUUGGUGUUUGGUAUAUGACUGUAAGCAUAUCAAAUAAACAAUGAAACGAG
Messenger RNA from Nothobranchius furzeri (turquoise killifish), 1007 nucleotides. It is a transcript of the gene sri, whose product is annotated as sorcin. The record is from RefSeq and is a predicted model, not a curated record. Gene Ontology annotation, molecular function: calcium ion binding. NCBI's taxonomy places the organism in Eukaryota, Metazoa, Chordata, Actinopteri, Cyprinodontiformes, Nothobranchiidae.